AUGGUCAUGACUUAUUUUGUGUUUUUUCUAGGGGUGUGUUUUGUUUUUGGGGCGUUAGCGGUUGCAUCUAAUCCAUCUCCAUACUAUGGAGUUGUUGGGUUGGUGUUGGGGUCUGUUGUUGGGUGUGGGUGGUUGAUGAGUUUGGGGGUUUCUUUUAUCUCGUUGGUGUUGUUUAUGGUUUAUUUGGGGGGAAUGCUGGUUGUUUUUGUUUAUUCUGUGGCACUGGCAGCAGAUCCUUUUCCUGAGGCCUGGGGGAAUUGACGGGUUGUGGGGUGUGGUGUGGGAUUGAUUUUAUUGUUGUUUGUUGGGGCUGUGAUUGGUGGUAGUGUUGGUUAUUUAAGUCCCGGGGUGGGUACUGUUGAUAGUGGGGGAGUGGUUUCUGUGCGGUUGGAUUCUAGUGGGGUAGCGAUGUUUUAUUUUUAUGGGGUUGGGAUGUUUUUUAUUGCUGGUUGGGGGUUAUUGUUGACUUUGUUUGUGGUGUUGGAGCUUGUGCGGGGGUUGUCUCGUGGGGCAAUUCGGGCGGUUUAG
Messenger RNA from Falco peregrinus (peregrine falcon), 528 nucleotides. Lineage: Eukaryota; Metazoa; Chordata; Aves; Falconiformes; Falconidae. The record is from the annotation of a RefSeq genome assembly.